Messenger RNA from Nymphaea colorata (pocket water lily), 1128 nucleotides. Its product is annotated as 60S ribosomal protein L10a-like. NCBI's taxonomy places the organism in Eukaryota, Viridiplantae, Streptophyta, Magnoliopsida, Nymphaeales, Nymphaeaceae. Gene Ontology annotation, biological process: translation. The transcript is spliced from 4 exons. Gene Ontology annotation, cellular component: large ribosomal subunit. The record is from RefSeq and is a predicted model, not a curated record. The coding region runs from base 156 to 806 and encodes 216 amino acids. Gene Ontology annotation, molecular function: RNA binding; structural constituent of ribosome.
CGUCCACUCUUUAGGGUUUUGGCGCUAGAAAGGGUGGCGGGAUUGCGGCUGCGUUCUCUCUUUUUUCUCGCCCUCUGCUCCGUUGUUGCUGGGCUGUCUUUCCUUCCCGUUUGAUCAGGGACUGAACUAAGGAUUAUUGUGCUGAAGCCGCCAAGAUGAGCAAGCUCCAGAGUGAUGCAUUAAGAGAAGCUAUUACCCAGGUGGUUGGUGAAUCAAGAGAUAAGAAACGCAAGUUUACUGAAACAAUUGAACUUCAGAUUGGUUUGAAAAAUUAUGAUCCACAGAAGGACAAACGUUUCAGUGGCUCCGUUAAGCUACCUCAUAUUCCUCGCCCAAAAAUGAAAGUUUGCAUGCUUGGUGAUGCUCAGCAUGUUGAGGAGGCAGAGAAGAUAGGGUUGGAGUACAUGGAUGUUGAAGGUUUGAAGAAGAUGAACAAGAACAAGAAGUUGGUGAAAAAGCUCGCGAAAAAGUUUCAUGCUUUUCUUGCAUCAGAAGCCAUCAUUAAACAGAUACCCAGGCUCCUUGGUCCAGGUCUUAACAAGGCUGGGAAGUUUCCAACUCUUGUUUCGCACCAGGAGUCACUUGAGUCAAAAGUAAAUGAAACCAAAGCAAUGGUUAAAUUCCAGCUUAAGAAGGUGCUGUGCAUGGGAGUUGCUGUCGGGAAUUGUUCCAUGGAGGAGAAGCAGAUCUUCCAGAAUGUACAGCUUAGCGUCAACUUUCUUGUUUCAUUGUUGAAGAAGAACUGGCAAAAUGUGAGGUGCUUGUACCUGAAGAGUACCAUGGGGAGGGCGAUCAGAGUAUUCUGAGUGUUGGGCUGUUUCUGCUGUUUAAUUAUGUUGGUGUGCAAAGAAAAUAUCGACCAGUGACUAGUAGAAGUCGCUGUCUAGUUUUUCCCUUUUCUUUCCUUUUUUUGUCUCCAGCCCCUUCUCUCUUUCUUACACUUCUCUCUUUCUUACACAGUAGGUCAAUUGUUUGCUUUGCUAUCCUUCUUUCAAGUGAUUUUUCUUUGUAUGGUGGAUUAUGUGAGUAGCUUAAAUAUCUUUUAUAUUGGAUGAGUCAAAAUGGAUCUGAGCGCCUUGUUUCGGCAUUAUUGAGAUGAUAUUUGCAAGAUGUUGAAAUUUUGUAUUA